UAAAUCAUGUGAAAAAUUGUGUAAACUAGCCCCGCCCCGCCCCAACCAAAACCAAACAGAGCUCAGUUCGUUUUGAUCAAUUUGAUGGCGGCGGCGUUGAUGAUGAAAAGACUGUCGGCAUCGGGCAGAUUAAAGAACACAGGCACUUUUAUUACAUACUUAAACCCUAACUCAAGCAACGCCCCCCUUUUCAUUUCUCGCCGAGGUAUUGCUUCCAAGCUUUUCGUCGGAGGACUAUCAUUCUAUACCACAGACAACGGAUUAUCAGAGGCAUUUUCUCAGUAUGGUCAAGUAGUUGAAGCUAAAGUUGUAAUUGAUAGAGUUUCUGACCGAUCAAAGGGCUUUGGAUUUGUUACGUUUGCAUCAGAGGAUGAAGCUGACAAAGCUGUUACAGAAAUGAAUGGGAAGCAAUUGAAUGGGCGUGUUAUUUUUGUUGACCAUGCAAAACCCAGAGCUCGUUUUGAUGAUGGCGGGAUGCCAAUAGCUAGGGGACCCCCUGAACCAGCAGCAAACCAGUGAAUACUACUACAAAUGAUCAGGAACAGCAUUGUUAGAAGUACACCUUCCGUAAACUACCAUGAUUUUGCUCUUGCAGAGUAAAGAGUGUCAAUUACGGUUCUAGAUGGCUCUAAUGGUUUUCUGACAUAUCUUUGAAAGAAAGAGGAGUGGGUUCAGCAAAACAUCAAGACAGGGUCUUUAAUGGGAGAAGUAGUUGCUCUAUGUUCUAAAUUAUGGUACUGAGUUAAAACUGAAGUUCUAUAAUCAUCAAUUCUUAUAUAUAUAAAUUGCCAGCGUUAUCUAUAUAAAUUGGCCACCUGUAUAAAAACCUGCACGUGUAUUAAAUUCAAUGCUCUGUCUUUUAUCAUAACA
Molecule: messenger RNA, 870 nt
Organism: Daucus carota subsp. sativus
Lineage: Eukaryota; Viridiplantae; Streptophyta; Magnoliopsida; Apiales; Apiaceae
Product: small RNA-binding protein 11, chloroplastic
Exons: 4
Coding region: 85-519 (144 amino acids)
Cellular component (GO): cytoplasm; chloroplast
Molecular function (GO): mRNA binding
Source: RefSeq, a predicted model, not a curated record